UAUUUGGGUCUAGAACCUCGGCUUAAUGGAUUUGAAAGCGGUACGGGAGGUGCUGAUGGUAUAACGCAGAUUGGUGCAGGUGUUAUCGGACCCGCAAGUGCCGAAAGGAAUUGCAAAAGCUCCCACUUGACAAUCAAACAGCAGGGAAUAUGUUCACGCUCACCUCCAAUUCUACAGGCAAGAUUUGUUGACGAUAUUCAUUUUGGUGAAAAAUUGUCAAGGGAGUGGUCGGAUGGUGCCGAGAUUCCAAUAAAAGAAGGAGAACUAAGUGGACCUAAAGGACUGGCAGGACAGCUGAUGAGAAAACACGACAGCGAAGCUGGUAGACGAGCUGUACGUUCACGGAUGCAACGUGUCUGCAAAUGUCACGGUAUAAUAUAA
Messenger RNA from Cotesia congregata, 381 nucleotides. The record is from the annotation of a GenBank genome assembly. NCBI's taxonomy places the organism in Eukaryota, Metazoa, Arthropoda, Insecta, Hymenoptera, Braconidae.